AUGUCUGAUUAUUACAUAGAUGAAGACGAUGCUUAUUCUUCAGUAUAUAGAGACUUAUUUAGAAAUGAUGAACUAUCUAUGAAUUAUGAAUCGCCUACGAAUAAUGAAUCGCCUAUGAAUGAUGAAUCGUCUACAAAUGAUGAAUCGCCUACGAAUGAUGAAUU
This is a messenger RNA of Dentiscutata heterogama, 164 nucleotides long. NCBI's taxonomy places the organism in Eukaryota, Fungi, Glomeromycota, Glomeromycetes, Diversisporales, Gigasporaceae. The record is from the annotation of a GenBank genome assembly.